UUCUUUGCGGUUCCUGCUAUGGCGUGCGACGACGAGUCCGUGUGGAGCGAGCUGCUCGUCAAGCUGAAGAUCCAGGAUAGCGUCAAGGAGCAAAUGAAAAAGAACGGGUAUGUAUCCGCGUCCAGCUUCUUCUGGUCCCUCAAAGAAGCGUGUGAGAAGAGCUUCGAAGACAUCCUGAAGAAUUCGGGUGUUGAGCCAGGGCCGGCCAUUUCCGCCACCCGAGGUUACAAGGCUGCUGCUCAGCAAGACGUGGCAAGCUUUGACGGUCUGGAACAUGACCUGACAGCUGAGAUCCUCACGCACCUUAGGGCGCCGCCGGAGUUCAUCAAGCUGUUCUUGAACGUGUGCUCGCAAUCCCAGCGGGUCUUUGCUUUGGAAGGUGCCCUCAGUGAGGGGUGGCAUCAGCCCACCCGUGGGCUCCCACAGGGCUGCCCUCUAAGCCCACUGAUCGCUGCUGCUGUGACUCAUGCCUGGUCAUGUUUUGUCUUAGGCCCGGAGGACACCAGCGCUCAGCCGAUCACCGGAUAUGGUUAUGUAGAUGAUAGGGUUCUUCUGCUUAGGGCGCACGGGUCGUUUGUGGAGCUGCGUUACGCCGUGGAGCGGUCCAACCGCUUUGACCAAGCAAUGCAGCUGGAGGUCUCCUUGCCCAAAUGCGCCAUCAUUGCUGAGGCCUCGAACACUGAGGCAGCUGAGCUUGCAGCAGCCCUAAGCUAUAAGCAUGAGCAAGACUUGGAAACUCUUGGCAUUGUUGCACCUCUGCAGGGGCUCCUACCGCGCUCCUUGAUCUUGCCGUGCUUCACCUGGGCCGCUGCCUACGUUGCCCCGGAAGCCCCAGACAUGGCUGCCAUUCAGCAUGAAAUCAACUACAUGAUGAUCCGCUUUGCGACCGCAGGGGCUGCCAGAGUCUUGUUGUGUGAGGUCGUUGGUCGGUUCCUUGAUUCCCAAUACAACUUGGAUGUGGCCACGCUGCGUGCCUACUGGCGAUCCGUGGUGCGACCGAUGGAUUGGACUGAGGCUCUGCCCCUUUCAGAACUCCAGGGCUGUGUGCUCAAGGUGCUCCCCAUGUUGGCCCCGACCCUGCAGCGACUGAAGUGGUCCUGCUGCAAUGGCUUCAGCACCACUAUCGUCAGCUCCACGUUGGGAGGACUGCGCGAGUGUGGGCCCCCGCACGCCGUGAUGACACCGCACAAUGCAGGUAACGACCGAAAUCUGAUUUUGGCCUCCAUCGGUGCGGGUACCUCCAACUGGCACUUCAACGCUGGGGGCCGCUUCGACGCUGGGCGUCAACGGCACAUCUGUGCAUGCGGUUCUGCUCGCCCAAGCCGACCUCACCUGGUUUGGGCUUGCCCUCAUUUUCGUGGUCUGCGGGCUGACGUUCAGCUCCCGGAGAACACUGCGCAGGAGCGCCUCUUUGCCAUGGAGGACGGCGUGGGCUCCUCGGGUGUCGCCAUCCAGCAUCCUGACACGGUUGCUGCCUGUGGCGAUGGACUGGAGGCCGUGAUCGCUGUGGUCCAGGCUUCUUCUCCCGGCUCUUUGGUGCAAUGGCGUCGGCUCUUCCUCGUCGUGGACUGCCAGGCUGCGAUUCGGGCGAUCCAGAGCAACAACGGCUUCGACUACGCGCUCUUGCUC
Symbiodinium sp. CCMP2456 is the source of this 1629-nucleotide messenger RNA. NCBI's taxonomy places the organism in Eukaryota, Dinophyceae, Suessiales, Symbiodiniaceae. The record is from the annotation of a GenBank genome assembly.